AUGAGUGAAAGCAUACCUUUCAACAAAAAUGUGCACUCUCCACCGGACCCAAACUAUGGCACUCUCCCUCGUUCAUUAUUUCAUCGACGUUCUCUCCAUUUCUCGCGUCAGCAUACUCCUCCUCGACUAUCCAAUGUACCGGUGCCUCCCAGAAGCGCUGCCGCUUCUGGGCCUUCUAGCCCUAUUAGUAUGUUCAGUCCAUCCUUGCGGAAUUUAUCGAAUCUAUCGUUCUCUCGCAUUGUAUCCCAAAGGCCGAUUUCUGCGUACGAUGCAACUUUCAACUCUGAUUCAAAAGACGACGGUGGACUGGGAAUGAGUAUGGAUGCAAAGAAGAAUGGUGUCCGCGUUUGGUACUCGUCGUACAGCUCUAUUGACUGGAUGCAUGAUGCUAUCAAAGAGUCAUUGCGCUUUUCGCGUCUUCGAAGGAAGAAGAAUUUCAGGGCGCGUAUUCGUCUGGCUGUUGACCGCCUUCUUGGCUGGAUUAUUGUCACGAUUGUGGGAUGCUUAACCGCAGUUUUCGCGUUCCUCGUCGUGACUAGCGAACGAUGGUUCUUCAGUCUGAAAGAUGGCUACUGUACCGAAGGCUGGACCAAGGCCAGAGCGCUCUGCUGCCCCCAAACGGAACUAUCAAUGCUCUUUCCAACAUCUACAACAGAAACAGAAUGUCAAGCGUGGAGGCCAUGGUCCGACCUGUUUGCGUGGGACGGAGGGAGUGGCAGCAUCCAAUUUGUGGCCUACACUUUCAUUGCUCUUUCACUCGCUGUAUCUUCGUGUUGGCUGACACUACUUCUCACCAAAUCGACUUCGUUUGUGACGCGAAAGGAAUCGGGCGUUUUGGGCCCUGAUUUCCAUGAUGGAUCCGAGACCACUGCCGCCCCCCGUAAGAUAUUUUACUAUGCAUCUGGCAGCGGGAUUCCCGAAUUAAAGGCCAUUUUAUCUGGUUUCGUGAUACAUGGUUAUCUAGGAGGACGCGUUCUCAUCGCAAAGUCUGCUGGCUUGGCGCUUUCCGUGGCGUCCGGAUUACAGCUUGGUAAAGAAGGCCCCUUUGUUCAUAUCGCAUGUUGUAUCGGGAAUAUCGUCAGCCGAUUAGCAAGUAAAUACGAAAACAAUGAAGGCAGGAACAUCUACUCUAAGAGACGAGAAAUUCUAAGUGCUGCUUGCGCCGCCGGAGUAGCGGUUGCUUUUGGUGCCCCGAUUGGAGGCACGCUUUUCAGCUUGGAAGAAGUUUCCUAUUUCUUCCCUGCCAAGGUGAUGUGGCGAAGCUUCUUUUGCGCAAUGAUUGCGGCCAUCACUUUGAAAUUGCUCAAUCCUUUCGGGACAGGUAAACUUGUCUUGUUCCAAGUAACAUAUGAUAAGGACUGGCAUGCUUUUGAAUUGUUCCCUUUCGUUAUAUUAGGCGUGUUCGGCGGUGUCUACGGCGCAUAUUUCUCUAAGCUCAAUUUUCGCUGGAGCCGUGACGUCCGCAACGCGACAUGGCUCAAGGAUCACCCUGUGAUUGAAGUGUUACUGGUUACUCUUGCUACUUCUGCAUUCUGUUUUCUUAAUCCAUAUACGCGUAUGGGCGGUACGGAGCUCGUUUCUGCCUUGUUCUCUGAGUGUCACAAAGGCGUCGAAGACGAGUGGGGUCUCUGCUUGUCAGAUCCUGGUUCUUGGUCCCAAGUUACCCCGGUAGUCGGUGCGCUUCUAUUGGCUCUUGUCGUCAGAGGUACUUUGACUCUGGUGACAUUUGGGAUCCGAUUGCCUGCUGGGAUCUUCAUCCCCUCUCUUGCCGCAGGUGCACUGGUCGGCAGGAUGAUCGGGAUUCUCCUUCAAUUCCUUCGAUAUCAACAUCCAGAUAUGCGAUUUUUCAGUGCCUGCAGUGGGGAUAAUUGCAUCAUUCCUGGAUUGUAUGCAAUGGUCGGCGCUGCCGCUAGUUUGGCUGGUGUCACGCGUACUACAGUAUCUCUCGCUGUUAUCAUGUUCGAGCUGACCGACACUUUGUCGUAUACUAUCCCGAUCAUGAUAGCGGUCCUUUGCGCAAAGACCACUGCUGAUGCUCUUGAAGAGAAAGGAAUCUAUGAACUUGUCAUUGAUGUAGCCCGUCUUCCCUAUCUAGACUGCAAGAAAACUUUUCUGUGGGGAGAUCGUCAAAUUGCAGAUGUGAUUAUUAGGGAUGUCGACGUUAUUAGGCUUGAUCAGGACAAUACGGUCAAAAGUCUUCGCGACAAAUUACAAGUAUCUCUGCAAGAUGAUGGAAAUCAGGAUGCCGUAUUCCCUAUCUUGCGGGCUGACGAUCACGAUGAGGACUCGACAAGACUUGUUGGUGUAAUAGGCGCUCGGGAGCUCGAACAUGCAUUGUGCAUUGUGGCUGACCAUCCAGAUGAGACUAUCACUUUUCAAAUAACAUAUUCUCACCAUCCUCUGGCUUCGUCGUCAUUUUCGUCUCUACUUGACGAUACGAACCGUUCUAGCUUCGAUAUCUUUGACUUUUCCAUAUAUAUGGAUCAGGCCCCUCUCACAAUUACUCUCAACUCUCCCCUUGAAUUGGUGCAACAGUUCUUCGUCAAACUAGGCGCUCGAUAUGUCAUCGUGACGGAUAUGGAUGGUUACUAUGAUGGAAUUAUUGACAAGAAAACCUGGCUCGCCUUUUUGAAUGAAGCAGGCGAUCAUUGA
Lentinula edodes (shiitake mushroom) is the source of this 2652-nucleotide messenger RNA. Its product is annotated as chloride channel. NCBI's taxonomy places the organism in Eukaryota, Fungi, Basidiomycota, Agaricomycetes, Agaricales, Omphalotaceae. Gene Ontology annotation, biological process: transmembrane transport; chloride transport. The coding region runs from base 1 to 2652 and encodes 883 amino acids. The record is from RefSeq and is a predicted model, not a curated record. Gene Ontology annotation, cellular component: membrane; early endosome; Golgi apparatus. The transcript is spliced from 20 exons. Gene Ontology annotation, molecular function: voltage-gated chloride channel activity.